AUGAAACACAGCAUCUUUCAGUGUGAGCACCCUGAGAGGGGGUCAUGGGUCCUGCAGUGUGAGCACCCUGAGAGGGGGUCAUGGGUCCUGCAGUGUGAGCACCCUGAGAGGGGGUCGUGGGUCCUGCAGUGUGAGCACCCUCAGAGGGGGUCUGAACUGCAGUGUGAGCACCCUCAGAGGAGGUCGUGGGUCCUGCAGUGUGAGCACCCUGAGAGGGGGUCCUGGGUCCUGCAGUGUGAGCACCCUCAGAGGGGGUCAUGGGUCCUGCAGUGUGAGCACCCUGAGAGGGGGUCCUGGGUCCUGCAGUGUGAGCACCCUCAGAGGGGGUCAUGGGUCCUGCAGUGUGAGCACCCUGAGAGGGGGUCCUGGGUCCUGCAGUGUGAGCACCCUCAGAGGGGGUCAUGGGUCCUGCAGUGUGAGCACCCUCAGAGGGGGUCAUGGGUCCUGCAGUGUGAGCACCCUCAGAGGGGGUCGUGGGUCCUGCAGUGUGAGCACCCUGAGAGGGGGUCCUGGGUCCUGCAGUGUGAGCACCCUCAGAGGGGGUCGUGGGUCCUGCAGUGUGAGCACCCUCAGAGGGGGUCAUGGGUCCUGCAGUGUGAGCACCCUGAGAGGGGGUCGUGGGUCCUGGAGGUGGAGUGCUCCUCUCUCUCCUCAGCUGCAUUCACGGCGUGUGUAAAAGUGUCCGAGUGUCUCCACAUUAUGUCUGUGUCUCACUGA
Knipowitschia caucasica is the source of this 717-nucleotide messenger RNA. The record is from the annotation of a GenBank genome assembly. NCBI's taxonomy places the organism in Eukaryota, Metazoa, Chordata, Actinopteri, Gobiiformes, Gobiidae.